GCGACGGUCGUCGGCGUUCACGUCGUACGUCGUCGACGGUUCGGUUCGCGGGGUUCGGUUCGGUUUCGCGCGGCUCGUUCUGGCUCGCUCGCUCGCUCCUUUGCUUUCAUUCGGCUUAUCGUAGUGUCUGUUGGCGAUUAGCCGAUCGACGUUGAUCCAGCAGGCAGAAAAGACGUUACGCGCGUGCUUAUUUACCUGUCUGCCUGCCUAUCUGUCUCGCGGCCUGCUCGGUGUAUCUUUUCUUCGGCUCGUCGCGCGAAUUUCGUCCCUUUUUUCUCCCCCCGAAUCGCGGAAUUAUUCGCGGUCGCGUGUCGCGAUUGAUCGCGAUAGAGCGCCGUAUACACUACGUUUUUUUUUGUUUGUCUACCCGAUAAUUGGCGACACUUGAGAUCGUUGUCGCGAUAUGAGCACGAGACGCACGGCCACUGCCAAUGAUGACAGCUGUCAGAGGGAUGUCGAGGCACCGCGGCCAAAUGAUAGGACAUCGCGUGGAUAUCGAGGGUUAAUCUAAUUAUAUUUCUAGGAAAUUCCAUCCUCAUGCUUGGCAGCAGUUUUCUUGGAACCACUUUAAACAAGAGUGACUUUGCCGAGGGUUGUCGCUUGCAGAGCCUCUACGAGCAUGGGCUCGAGCCGAAGAUCCGGCUCCGGGAGCCGGGCAAACGCCGGUGUCCUCAAGGAACGUGCCAACAUGUCAUUCAUGCUGGUCGUCAUGUUCUUCGCCGUGUUUGGUCUGAUCGUCCUUACGGAGAUAUUUCUGAUCGACGAGAGGCGCGGCGUGAGCGUCGGUGGCACCGGCGUACUCGGGGGUCACAGGAGCGGUCAUCGAUUGCCGGCUGCACCCGAUCGUCCGGAUUACGGUGAAGUGGGAGCCGAAGAUUACGCCGGUUUGAAGGGUAGUUUUGACGAGCACGUCGGAUUGUUGGUUCGCGGAGAAGACGCGGGGCAGAAGACGGUAAUACACCCGGAUCCGCGUGGCUUACCGAGCCUACCGCCUAGCUUGGAGGCCCGUUUACCGCAGUUGGAUCAGAAUCUAAAGGUCACGCAUGCUGAAUGGUUACCAGUCACCAAUACUAGGUUUAAAUUCUUCGUUUACUCGGCGUAUUUCGACGACAGAGUUAGCGGCGCAGGUACGCCGGCGGGUAAAAGUCAAGGUGUAGUACGCGUAAUCAGCGCUACUAAAACCAGAAGCCCCGAGCGCGUCUGGUGUAGGCUCUGGUAUAGACAACAAAACGGCGGAAACAUCACUGCCUCGGUAACGGUAGCUGCGAAAGUUAAGGUAAUUCGUGAGAAUUGGAAUCUCAAGUACAGUGCCUGCUUCGUGAUAUGUCCAUUGCCUAAAGAAUCUCCGACGAUGGAUAAGAUGCCGGAAGCGGUCAGUGUUGUAGCGAGAUUGCGAGCUGUCCCGACAAAUCGUAUUCUCAUCCAGAAUCGUCUCGAGAGCAGAAUGAACGACAAAGAUGCUCUGGCUGUUUGCGUCAAACCUUUACACUAUUAUUACAACAGAGUUUUGCAAUUGGUGGAGUUUAUCGAGUUGCACAGACUUUUGGGCGCUACCCACGUCACUCUGUAUAACGACACUGUAGGCGCGGCAGCCGGUUGCGCGCUAAAAUAUUAUGAGAGCAAGGAUCUUGUUACAGUAUUGCCGUGGCAUCAUCUUGACAUGAUUUCUCAACGAGAGAUUCGUACGGAGGGUCUCUUUGCGGCGCUUAAUGAUUGCCUCUACCGAUCUAUGUACAAAUAUGAAUACGUGGCACUUGUAGAUCUCGAUGAAUAUAUCAUACCGAGGCAUAACGACACCAUAAUCGAUCUGCUACGGUGGAUGGGAAAUCGGAUCAAUGUCAAGUCCACAGGUGCGUUUUCCUUUCAAAACGCUUUCUUUUAUCUGCAAUGGGCCGAUGAUCCAUUCGUGGUAACUAGCCGCACACCCACCGAAGCCGGUUUGAUCACUCUGAGGAAAACGCGACGCAGGACCAAGUUGCAUCCGCACAAGCAACGUUCCAAGUAUAUUUGCAAGCCGCAAGACGUAGUCGAGGCGGGCAAUCAUUUUGUAUGGGAGUUUAUCCCAGGUCAUGGAACUCUGAAUGUGCCGUCCGAUGCUGCUAUCCUGCACCAUUACCGUGUCUGUGAGUUUGGCGGUGACGAUUGCAUUAAGACGCAGUCGACGGUCGAUAGAACGGCCUACAAGUACAGAGAUCGGCUCGCUGCGAAUGUCGACAAGACAUGGAUGGAGCUGCGUGCCGAGUGCUCGCUCCCGGAACUCGAUCCGAUCCCAGUAUUGACGCCUCGAAUUAAACUCAGCCCGCUUGGCAAAUCGAUCAGGUAGCGAAAGACUAUCGUCGAGAUCCUAUGGGAUAUUGGCAAUUUCACCGGUACACCAAAAAUCGCAAGGACCUAUUUCUACAACUACAGCGGUCCUUAGUUCUUUAAAAAUAAAGCUGAGCUAAACGGGCUCUUAUCCUUUUUUACAAGAUUCUCGAUGGACUGUUUUUAAAUUUGUAAAACGGAGGGGAAUAUGGGAAUUUAUAGAGAUUACCGCAAAACAAAAAAAAAGCAAAAAGAAAGAAAAGGAAAGACACGCUUUAAUCGAGACACGGAUUAAUCAUAUUUUUCUACGUGAUGGAUUCUUGCAUAGCUGGCGAAAUCUGGAGACAAGUUGCCACAAGUCGAUCGAGUUGUCUUGACGCUAUACAGUGGUACUUUUCUCUUACAGUUUUAUACAAACUCUUGUAUAUGUAUCUCUCUAAUUCUUUUAUUCAAUCAGCAAAUGUGAUCAUUUGCGAAAAAUUGUAUUAUUGUUAAGGAGGAUUGUUACAGAGGGCCUAAAUCACGGGCUAAAAAAAAGCAUCUGGUGAUAAACGACGAGCAAGAUUUAGAUAAUAACCCUAUUGUACCCUAUUGUUUCAAGAGAGAGUAAAUCUUUUUUUUUUUUUUUAAUAUUUGUAAAUCCGCACAAUGUAUCUUACGCAUAUCUAUAGAAUCAAUAAUUAGCAUAGUGAUAUAUGUAUAAUAUGUAUUUAGGAGAGUGUUAGACAUUCGAUCUGCAGAGACAGCCUAGGAGAUAUGCAAUGUUCUCGAAAAAAUAUUAUUUCCGAUACAAUCCGUCGGAAAUUUGUAAGAAAUCCAAUGUUGAAAGGAUGUGAAUUUAUUUAAACAGAGAGGUAUACUAAUAGUCAUAUACAUAAUACUUUUUCUUUUCAAGAUCUUAUAACAAAUCUGAAAUUAUUUGUUUUAUUCAUGUGUGCAAUAUGUUUUCUUUUACAUCACAGUAUACAAAAAUCGUGAAUGAUCAUAUUUUGUAAUAUGAUAAAUUGUUAUGUAAUUCAAUAACAAUCAAUAUGGUGGAUUAAGUUGCAGAAUUCUGAGCAAAAAAAAAAAAA
This is a messenger RNA of Formica exsecta, 3377 nucleotides long. RefSeq lists its product as uncharacterized. The transcript is spliced from 8 exons. Bases 620 to 2323 code for a protein of 567 amino acids. NCBI's taxonomy places the organism in Eukaryota, Metazoa, Arthropoda, Insecta, Hymenoptera, Formicidae. The record is from RefSeq and is a predicted model, not a curated record.